Messenger RNA from Bombyx mori (domestic silkworm), 6925 nucleotides. RefSeq lists its product as uncharacterized. The record is from RefSeq and is a predicted model, not a curated record. Gene Ontology annotation, molecular function: DNA binding. Bases 1201 to 3246 code for a protein of 681 amino acids. The transcript has 2 exons. Gene Ontology annotation, cellular component: nucleus. NCBI's taxonomy places the organism in Eukaryota, Metazoa, Arthropoda, Insecta, Lepidoptera, Bombycidae.
UAAUUCGUCUUCUCGCAUUAAAACUGUAUAAUUUCAAAAAUUGCAAAUUUUUAUUUUUUAUUGCUUGGUUGGGUGGACCAGCUCACAGCCUACCUGGUGUUAAGUGGUCACUGGAGCCCAUAUACAUCUACAACGUAAAUGCGCCACCCACCUUGAGAUAUUGAGUUCUAAGAUCUAAGUAUAGUUACAACGGCUGCCCCGCCCUUCAAACCGAAACGCAUUACUGCUUCACGGCAGAAAUAGGCAGGGUGGUGGUACCUACCCGUGCGGACUCACAAGAGGUCCUACCACCGGUAAUGUAAUUAUUUUUUUAUAGCUUAUAUUAUCGUCUUCUCUCAUUAAAACUGUAUAAUCUCAAAACUUAAUAAUUUCACAUGAGAGUUUUUUUUAACGGUUUAAAACAUGUGAUAUCUUUAAUAUUAAUCAUCUUUGUGACAUUUCUUUUUUAUUUUGUACCAGUUACAUUAUCUGUAUUUUAAAGUAAGAUAAAAUUAUGUAUUAAUUUUGUUAAUGGUGAUACCAAAUGAUUCCGCAUAUUAACUCAAUUUCGAAUAUUUUUGGAAAUUUUACACUAUUAAUGCGAAAAGACGAUAUGGGUGGACGCGCUCACAGCCCACCUGGUGUUAAGUGGUUACUGGAGCCCAUAGACGUGUACAACGUAAAUGCGCUACCCACCUUGAGAUAUAAGUUCUAAGGUCUCAGUAUAGUUACAACGGCUGCCCCGCCCUUCAAACCGAAACGAAUUACUGCUUCACGGCAGAAUUAAGCAGGGUGGUGGUACCUACCCGUGCGGACUCACAAGAGGUCCUACUACCAGUACCUAAUUACGCAAAUUAUAAUUUUGCGGGUUUUAUUUCAACUAAUUAAUACGCUUUUAGCUCUUCCAGUAUCUAUAUAUCGAGGAGUGACAUGCUAUUUGGCUUAAGUUACACUUUUGUUACUAGAAGAAACAUUAAAGUUUAAAAUUUGGAAAAAAUAUCAUAACAAAAAUAGGGGAAGGCCGGGCAAAGUGAAUACCCCGGGCAAAGCGAAUACUCCCCACUACUCCUAAAUUAUUAGUUUUUCAUUCAACACGCCACCACUGUUACGUUCGGCCAUCUUUGUUUAGUACGCGGCAAACAUCGAAGUGAGGGGCCGCGUCGCGUCCCGUCCGCCGAGUGGAGAUUUGUGUUUUCGUAAAUAAAAGAUUGAUUUUAUGCGAUGGUGAAUAAAUAUAAAAAAAAAACUAAGCAAGGGACGUGGGAUGAAAAUGCUAUGCAAACGGCUAUUAAUUUGUGCAAAGCUGGAGAAUCAAUAAAAAGCACAGCUAAAAAGUAUGGUUUGGCUUAUGCAACCUUGUAUAGGCAUGUAAAAACCGGCACCGUUGCUUCAAAGCUUGGUCGAUUCCGUCCGGUUUUCACUGAAGAUCAGGAAAUAGAGUUGGUGACAUAUCUCAAAGAUAUGGAUUCUGUAUUUUUUGGCUUGACUCGAGAUGAAUUCAAAAAUUUAGCGUUCAUCUACGCCAAGAAAAAUAAUUUGAACUACCCGAAUAACUGGGACAAGUACGAAAAAGCUGGAGAUGAUUGGCUAUCGUCAUUUUUGUCUCGUCACAAUCAAAUAUCCCUCAGGACUCCAGAGGCAACAUCGGUUGCAAGGGCAAAAGGAUUUAAUAGACAUGAAGUUGGCCGUUUUUAUGAAAACCUUGAAGCUUUAACAGUAAAAUAUGAUAUUGAUGCAUCUAGAUUAUACAACAUGGAUGAAACUGGUAUAUCUACAACCACAAAUAAGCCGCCUAAAGUGCUAUCAACGAAAGGAAAGAAACAAGUGGGCAUCAUCGCCAGUGCAGAACGUGGUCAAUUAACUACUGUCAUAGGUUGUUGUAAUGCCGCUGGUUCAUUCCUCCCACCAUUCUUAAUUUUCGCCAGAAAAAAGAUGCAACCCAGACUACUUGAUGGUGCGCCUCCCGGCACUCAAGGAACCUGUACUCCAAAUGGUUGGACUUCAGGUGAGGUAUUCCUUGAUUGGAUGCAUUUUUUUGUGGAACAUGUUCGACCUACCCCUGAGAAAAAAAUACUUCUAUUAUUGGAUAACCACGAGAGCCAUAAGUAUUACCCAGCUUUAGAUUACGCCAGCAAGAACAAUGUCGUAAUUUUAUCCUUGGCCCCACACACAACUCAUAAAAUGCAGCCCAUGGAUGUAGCGGUAUACGGCCCACUAAAAACUUACUUUGAAAGGGAGAUAAAUUUCUUCCAAAAAUCGCACCCAGGACGCAUUAUAAAUCAAUACGAUGUAGCCAGACUGCUAUCACCAGCUUUUCUGAAAAGUGCAGUAGCUCAAAAUGCAGUUCAUGGAUUUGAAAGACCUGGUAUUUGGCCAGUGAACAAAUAUGCUUUUGGUGACGAAGAUUAUGAGCCAGCCGCUGUUUUUGCAGGCAUGUCUAAUAUGAAUAUUGGCACAAAAAGUACAAACUCACUAGAAACGAUAGAUAUUCCCAGACCUUCUGUAGACACUUCUUCAACUCCUUCGCCUUCGCUUCUUCAAGAACAGAUUCCAUCAAGUUCAGUAGAUCCUCUAUCAGAAAUAUUUCCAUCUCGAAACAGAACUUCCUCUUGUGAGUUUCAAGACUUUGUUGCGCCCAUUGUUAACACGCGUGAAAAGUUUCGUAGCGACGGGUGUACACCUGAACCAGAACCUGGAUGUUCCCGAAUUGUUUCCGCUUUAGAGCCAGAUAUAGCUGCUCAGAGAGGUGACACAGUGGUGCCAGAUAUUGAAGUAAAUACUCGGCAAAAUACUAGCUGUGACAACACAUCUGAUCCUAAACCGGAAUGCUCAGCCUCCCAUUGCAGUCCCUUGGUGUUAAGACCUAUUCCAAAUCCUGCCAAACCAAUGACCACGCGAAAACGGAAAUUACAAAAAUCGGAAAUAUUAACCAGUACCCCGAUCAAAGAAGAUCAAAAGCAUAAAUAUGAGAAAAAUAAAGUUAAGAAUAUUAAUAAAAGACUGAAUGAUAAGUCAAAAAAUGUUCCUAAGAAGAUUAAUACAAAGACUGACAAAGACAAAAAAACUACUAAAAAGGUUAAACAGCCAAAGAAAAUAAAAGAAUUUAAGGAUAUUUUAUGCUUUUUUUGCGGUGAAAUAUAUAUAGAAGAAGACGGUAAACCAAUUGAAAAUUGGAUUCAAUGUGACAUUUGUCAACAAUGGUGUCACGAAGAUUGUUCUGCUUUUGAUGGCGCUCUAGGUUAUACCUGUGACAAUUGCCAAUCUUAAUUUUCUAAUUUUACGGGCAAGUAAAGUUAUUUUUUUAAGUUUAUUAAAGAUAUUUCUGUUUUCAGAGAUUGAAUAUGGGUAUUCACUUUGCCCAAGUACUGUGUUCGCUUUACCCGGGGUACCGGGCAAAGCGAACACUUUCGUACUUUUUAAAAUUUUAAUUGUAGUUGAUUAUUGUUUAAAUAUUAAUGGUAACUGAUGUUCGUAUAUGUAAGAGCAAUAAAUAAAGACUGGUUUGUGAUAAUUAUUUUGUUUUUGUAUUGUAUACCUUUUCUGCUAUAACCUUACAUACCUUAAGGUAUCCACUUUGCCCGGCCUUCCCCUACUUAUUCGGCUAAUUUGAAUGGAGUAAACUUAAUUAAAAGGAAGUUCAAUUAAAUACAUCGAACUUUUGAUGCUGACAUCAAAUAAAACGCGCUUUUAAUUAGAAAGAUAAAUGUCGCGUAUUAAGCGAGAUGUCGCAGGAACUUUUUGGCCAAAGCUUUUUGUUUUAUUUUGUCUAUUUAGUGUUUCUUCAGGUUUAAACGUGUAAUAACGGUGGUUUUAUUAACUGUUUAAUAUCUGUGAAAGUGCACAAAUGUGGGAAAAUCAAACAAAACCGCUGGACGUAACUUCUUGGGAUCCUCCAAAAAGUCCACUGAAAAAGCCUCAUUAAAUGACCAUCAUUUUACUGAUAUUAUAUUUCAUCCCAUAUCAUCUUAUCUCAUUUCAUUUAAUUUCACUCCAUUUUAUCAUUUUUCAUUAAAUUAAAAUAUGACUUAAAGGUCCUAGUUACCGAGUCAUAAAAUCCCUUAAAAAAAACAACAAAACGGAAAUGUCGUUUAAACCAAAUAGUUUUUCACCCCUCUAUAAUAUAUGCAUGUAUAUAUUAUCUGCCUAUUGCUGCCGCCAUUUUUAAUAAUCGAAAUGCCUUACCGGUCCGGGAGUCGCUACAAGAGUUUCGCCCCGUCAACAGCAAAUAUCGACUAAGCGCGUCACCUCGCCGAUAGACCAAGACCUGAUAUUGCGUUCGGAGUCAUCAGCCCACCUCCGCGGAGCCGAGGGGACGCACAUGGAGUCCAAGAAACUCCACUGGAGCGCCGACCAGGACGUGUACUUGAGGUCAAUUAACGGCUCUGUGAUCCUAAGCGGCAAGGAGGGAGUCUAUGUCGACGUCAGAUAUUUGCCGAUAGCAAUGCCUCUGAACAGAACUGAUAAACUUCAGGGGGUAGGUCAGUUCAAGGUAUGCGUCUGCAUGCCCCAAGGGAAGCUUUUCAGGGUAGCAGUGCCGAAUGGCCAGAAGACCCUAUGCUCCCACGUUAAUAUGACAGGGGAUCUGAAUCCGUGCCUGUAAGGGCUUUGAUCGCUGUGGCUAAAUGAAGAUUUCGGGUCAUACAGUAAAAGCUUCUUUACUAGAGAUGAAACGGGUAUACGGUAACUAUACGGUAUCCGGCCAUGUUUUCACUAUCCGGCCGGAUGCCGAUUUACUAUCCGGUAUCCAGCCGGAGUUAUAGUAAAAUUUUAAAAAUAGGUUAUGGACAACGUUUGUUUUUAUAAUCGCACGUCAAAAGUGAUUGUUUUAUUAAUUAGUUUAUUUAUUAAUCAAAAUUAACAAGUGGCAAAUUGUGGUAGAAUGAAUAUCAAAUUGUUGUCGUACCGAGUCGUCGCGGUCUCCGCUCACGUGCGAUAACACCCGAACGCGCACGAAUAUCUCCGAAAGGGCCAAAUAUUCGGCCAAACCACUAUCCUUUUCAUCUCUACUCUUUACAUAGAUAAUACACAUAAAUUAGUUAUAGAUAAGCAAAGUCAAGCACUCGACAAAAAUGUUUACGGGCGUCGGCCACUAGAUGGCUUCGCUUCGAUUAGUUUCUCAUUGCCCCUGUAAAUGGCAGCAACAAAUAACCUAUCCUAUAUUUUGUUUUUAAUGAAGGUGUGUGUAAAUUUUCAAAAACCACAAAUUGUUAAAAUUUAAUUGAUUUGUCUAUAACAAAUAAAGACUUGUAUGAUUUUGUUUUUAUUUUUUUAUUUUCUGUGUUUAGUUGUACAAUAAUUAAAUUCCUUAACUUUAACAACAUAUAAGUUUAGGGGCAUCCGCUACAAGAUGUCGCUAGUUUCCAUACAAAAAAAUAUUUGUCUUAAAGUAUCGCAGUUUCAGAGCCCUGACUGUUUAUUCGUGCGUUAUAUUAAUUAUGUUUUCGUGAAUACGCAGCGGAUAUAGAAAAACAUAUAAAUGUGGAUUUGUAAUUUAUGUAUAUGGGAUCUUAAGGGAUACUUUCCGUACGUGAUAAAAUAAAAACAUACUUUAGGCGUAGUUGUAAUAAGGUCUAUUUUACUGUUACGCUUUUAUUAACUACAGAAGUAUGCUAGUAUUUAACGGAAUCUGUGAACAUGAUUUUGACCCCCUUCAAAACGUCGGAUUAAUUCGAAAUUUGGUAUACUUAUUAAGGACCGAUGACAAUUCAAUAUUUAAAAAAAAAUUGGAAAGCUUGAAAUUCAACUAAAAAAUGAAAAAUAAACAAUAGUUUAAAAAAAACUACCAAAUUUUCUUACACUAUAUUUAAAUUUAUUUAUUUAUUUAUUUAUGUACACACAGAAAACAAGACACAGUACAGAGUAAUAGGAAAAUUAUGUACAAAGGCACUGCUUAUUUCUUUGAGAAAUCUCUUCCAGCAGACCUGCGAGAGGAUAAUGAGAAUAAUAAAUAAAUUCAAAUGUAUGAAAAUUUAUUUUCUAUUUUUAGUUGGAUUUUCUAUAAAAAAAAACGUAUUUUAUUAGUUUUUUUAAACUAUUAUUUAUUAUCAAUGUGUAUAUGGGCGCAAACGCCACUGUUGGCAAUAAUUAACAUAAUAAUAUAUAGUUUAGUUUAUUAUAUGUUAAUAUUUAUUUAUUAUUAGCAACAAAACUGUUGUUCUACCAUAUUUAAUAAUUAGCAGACACUGUUUUGAUGUGAAAAUGUUCAGAAUUGUUUAAUGUUUAUAUUAUUGUUUAAAAACACUAAUAACUGUAUAAAUGAUUAAAUAUGAAUAAAGCAUAAAUAUUAAUAAUAAUUUAUAUUAUAAUUAACAGUACUAAUAAUUUAAUAAAGUAUUGUAAUUGUUAUGCAAUGAUGUUGUUGGCGCCAUCUAUUAUUAGGCUGGAUAAUAACAAUGUUAGUUAAUAUUACUUAAAAGUAAUUCAUGUAAAUUAAAUUAAAUGUGAGUCAUGUAAAAUCACUAAAAUAUGUAUUUUGAAUAUUAAGCUAUGUUUUGUGAAUUGUUUCGCAGUAAUUACAUUUGUUUGUAUAAAAGAAGUUGUAGUUGCUAUAACCAACACAAAAUGGCUAAUUGUGUAAAAACCACUGAAUAACUCAGGCGUAGCUUUUUGUUGUAAACAAGUAAUGUUAAAGUUUUAUAGAAUUGUAUUGUAUUUUCAUUGUAAAAGAACUUAUGUGUGUAAAUCCUGGCUUAACGCCGACAUGUACGUACCGAUGUAUCGAUAAGAUCGGCGUAUAAAGAAAUCUUUAGUCGCGAAUAUUGGAAUUGGAUCGCUUUUAAUCCGUGACUAGUGGAAACGCGUAUAAGGAGCUUUUACUGUAUGCGAGAUCAUUUCGUAUCGUAUGGCCUCAUCCUAAACAACAAAUGUACUACGCUAGAGAAAUUUUGCUGUCUCUUACGUUUGAAUCGGCGUUACCAAAUAAAUAAAAUGUAUGUUGUAGUUAAAA